Molecule: messenger RNA, 1655 nt
Organism: Dufourea novaeangliae
Lineage: Eukaryota; Metazoa; Arthropoda; Insecta; Hymenoptera; Halictidae
Gene: Nle
Product: notchless protein homolog 1
Exons: 6
Coding region: 145-1623 (492 amino acids)
Biological process (GO): ribosomal large subunit assembly; Notch signaling pathway
Cellular component (GO): nucleolus
Molecular function (GO): protein binding
Source: RefSeq, a predicted model, not a curated record
UGCACAGAUUUGCACGUGAGUGCGUUUCAUUAUUUUCUGUGAAGGAUUAUUUAUAAAAUGAAUGUAAAAAAUAUGUAAUACGUCUUCGAACCAAUAUUUAAUACAUUUUGAUGCUAUUAAUGGUUUUCAUUCAAACAUUUAAUUAUGUCCGUGAAAAUGGGUAAAAGGAAAUUCGAGGAAGAGAACAGGGAUAAGCAAAAUAGCGGUAAAUCCGCUUCAGAAACAACAGAAAUUAAACGAAUUCUAUCUCGUUUUAAGUCGGACACUGGCGAAAUACUACCAGGCGGUUUACUAGAUUUACCUAUAAACAUUACUAUUGACAAACUACAAGCAAUUUGUAAUGCGCUUCUACAAAAUAAAGAAUCAGUACCUUUUGCUUUCUAUGUAAAUGAUACAGAGAUUACAGAUAGUUUAGAAAAAAAUAUCAACGAAAAUUUUAACAUUAGUGAGGAUCUAGUGGAAAUUGUCUAUCAACCACAAGCAGUUUUUAAAGUUAGAGCAGUUACUAGAUGUACUGGUUCAUUAGAGGGUCACAAGGAAGCUGUGAUAACAGUUGCUUUUUCACCAGAUGGAUCUAGCUUAGCAAGUGGUUCUGGAGAUACUACAGUUAGAUUUUGGGAUAUCUACACACAAACUCCAAACUAUACUUGUGAAGGUCAUAGGCAUUGGGUUUUAUGCAUAUCGUGGUCUCCAUGUGGAAGGAAACUUGCUUCUGCAUGUAAAUAUGGGACAAUUAUAUUAUGGGAUCCAAAAACAGGCAAACAAAUAGGAAGACCAAUGUCAGGUCACAAAAUGUGGGUUACAUCUUUAUGCUGGGAGCCUUAUCAUAAAAAUCCAGAAUGUCAAUAUUUAGUUAGUGCUUCCAAGGAUGGCGAUUUAAGAAUAUGGGACACUGUUCACUGUCAAACAGUUCGUGUUCUUUCUGGUCACACAAAAAGCGUGACAUGUGUUAAAUGGGGUGGAAGUGGACUUAUUUACUCUGCAUCUCAAGAUAGGACUAUUAAAGUGUGGAGAGCUGAAGAUGGAAUCCUGUGCAGAACUUUGGAAGGUCAUGCACAUUGGGUGAAUACAUUAGCUCUGAAUGUAGACUAUGUACUUAGGACUGGCCUUUACCAUCUUGGAAAGAAUGCAGAUAAAACGGAGAAUACAUUGGAACAUGCAAAAAAGCGAUAUGAAUCCGUCGGCGAAGAAAUACUUGUAUCUGGUUCUGAUGAUUUCACAUUAUUCCUUUGGAAACCACAAAAGGAAAAAAAAACUAUUGCAAGAAUGACUGGCCAUCAGCAAUUAAUAAACGAUGUAAAAUUUUCACCAAAUGGUCGUAUAAUAGCAUCAGCUUCCUUUGAUAAAUCUAUAAAAUUGUGGGAAUCUAAUACAGGAAAGUAUAUAGCUUCGUUAAGAGGCCAUGUACAAGCUGUGUAUUCAAUUGCUUGGAGUGCAGAUUCUCGCUUGCUUGUUAGCGGUAGCGCGGAUUCUACAUUAAAAGUGUGGAAUAUGAAAACAAAGAAACUCUGCCAAGAUUUACCUGGCCAUGCCGAUGAAGUUUAUGCAGUAGACUGGUCUCCAGAUGGAUUGCGUGUUGGGUCUGGUGGAAAAGACAAAGUUUUAAGAUUAUGGCAGAACUAAACAAUGUAUAUAAUAAUAAAUAUUUCUUAACA